AGAAAGAAAGAAAGAAACAGAGCCAUGGUUCAAUCUCAAGUCCUAUAAUCCUCUUCACUUUCAGACUUCACAUAAACCGCAAAUUUCAUCCCAAAAUGGCAGCAUCUACUUUCAAAUUCAGACCCAUAUUUUCCACCCCACUAAGAUUCACUCUCUGCUCCUCACAGAAAAACACAAUUUCUACCUCUCCUUUAACUAUUCAUUACCCAGAAUUACCAAACCAAUGGUCAGGUUUGCAAAAUUGGAGACACAGCUCUUUAAACCAUCAGCGUUUCUGGGGACCCAAUGGCCCGGAUAAUAGUAUCGUACCCUCAAAUUCAACUAAACAAUCUACUUUGUGGGAAUCAAUUAACUCGGCUUCGUCUCUUGCUGAAAUGGGUGCUGCUGUUCUUUGCACCAGUGAUCCUUUAAUGAAAUCGAAGCUUUCCCAUUUGGCUUAUUGUAGGUGGCGUGAAGAGGGUCUUCCUGUUGGUACUUUCCAACCCCCGGCUCGCCCUGCUCGACCUUCCAAACCUGAAUUGGUUCCAUCUAAAGAAAUUCCACCUCCUAAACACUCGGGUUUACCUCUCAAUGCAUAUAUGAUUCACAAUCUUGCUCAUGUGGAGUUAAAUGCAGUUGACCUCGCAUGGGAUACUGUAGUCCGUUUCUCACCAUACAGUGAGAUUUUAGGUGAGGGGUUCUUUGCUGAUUUUGCACAUGUGGCUGAUGAUGAGAGUCGCCAUUUUGCUUGGUGUUCACAGAGAUUAUCUGAGCUUGGAUUUAGCUACGGUGACAUGCCUGCUCAUAAUUUGCUCUGGAGGGAAUGUGAGAAAUCUUCAAAUAAUGUUGCUGCACGGCUCGCUGCAAUCCCACUUGUUCAGGAAGCAAGAGGUCUUGAUGCUGGGCCUCGGCUGGUGCAAAAGCUAAUUGGCUUUGGAGACCAUAGGACUUCCAACAUUGUGGCUAGAAUUGCUGAUGAAGAAGUUGCACAUGUGGCUGUGGGCGUCUUCUGGUUCAUUUCGGUUUGUCAGCAAAUGGGACGCACCCCCUGCACAACUUUCAGAGAUUUAUUAGAGGAAUAUAAUGUGGAGUUAAAAGGACCAUUCAACCAUUUGGCUAGAGAUGAAGCUGGUUUUCCGCGGGAAUGGUAUGAUCCUUCAGCAAGUGUAGAAGAUAAGAAAAAGAAGCUAUCUCAGGUUUAUGACAGAUUGGAAUGCAUAAUUUCUAUGGAAAAAGAAAAUUCGAGUCUGAACAGUCCAUCCCGGUGAUUCCUAUAGGGAGGAACUGAUUCUAGUUGAAGUCCAUUCAGUCAAUGAAGCUGCAUUUGGUUUUGAUGAUUAUCCUAUUUCAAGUGAAUGUUCAGUUGGUUCACCAACAGGUAUAGUCGAUGGGGUGGAAGGUUUAGUUUUGCUGCAGAAGUAGCUCCCGCUCCACACUGACUCGUAAACAGACCAGCUAAUAUUUCAGAGAGCUGGUCUGUCAAUUGUAAGUAGACUGUAUCCAUCUUUGACCGACAACCUGAGUACAAUUUGCUUUCACAACUCUACCUAGUCGCCUCUGCUCUAGUACUUCCAUAAUAAGUUACAAGUAUUCAUAUGAUCAGCUUCAAACAAAAAAGCCUAGGUUUUUAUCGGUCAUGUCUGGAUUCCUGGCAUCAUAUUGGAUUGGCAAUGGUGUUUUCUCAUGACCCGAACGCUCACAUAAUAGUGCGCUCUUCUCGUUUUGAUGAUUUCUCUCACCUUCCAGCUCCUAAUCAUGCUCUAUUGGCAAGAAAGUGAAGUCAUAACAAGGUAGCCGUACUGGAAGGCGAGACUGGAUCACACCUCCUUUUCAGGGAGAAUUGGCAUUGGAGUAUAGGUAUUACAGUUUUUUAUUUUUAUUUUUAAAAUCUUUUUUGGAAGGCUGUUAUUUUUAUGUUUGUAAAUUACCAAAAAAGAUAGAGAUUUAGUGUUAACUUAAGAUCUUAUGUAUCUCUGGGGAAUAAUUUGUUUACAUGUUCUAUGUAUCAAUAUUAUUAAUUUCUAGAACAUGUUUGAUACUGA
This is a messenger RNA of Nicotiana tabacum (common tobacco), 2021 nucleotides long. RefSeq lists its product as uncharacterized. The record is from RefSeq and is a predicted model, not a curated record. NCBI's taxonomy places the organism in Eukaryota, Viridiplantae, Streptophyta, Magnoliopsida, Solanales, Solanaceae.